CACACACACUCAGCCGCCCUGACUUCGCCAGAGCCUCACUCUGGAGAGGAGCCUCCUCUCUCUGCUCCGCUCGCUGCUCGCUGCCGCACCCCCGCCCAUCCGCGCUGCCAGCAGCAUCAGCAAAGUUGGCCUCCAACUUGAACGGAAGGGAAGUCUCGCUCCGGCUCCCAGCGGCUCGGCGGGCAGCGGGCCGGCCCCAGACGCCCGACUCCGUGGGCCUGGACAGCCCACCCUCCCACCCUUCUCCCGGGGACACUUAGGCCCUGACCUGCGGCCCCCGCCCCCCGGCUGGGCUGAGGCAUGGGGCGCUGAGGUCCCUCUGGAACCCCUUUCUCACGGUGUGGAACCCAAGCGGCCCAACGUCCGAGCCAGCAUGGCCACGCCCGUGCAGCCUCAGUCUCCCCCUGCGCGGGGGCAGCCGGGCGCCGCCUCGCCCCUGGACCUGCCUGAGAUGGAGAUGCUGCUCACCAAGGUGCAGGGCCAGGGGGACAGGCCCCUGAAGCUGCCCAAGUCCCUCUCGGGGGCGCUGGACCUGGAGCAGAACGGCCACGGGCUGCCCUUCAAGGUGGUGUCCUCCGAGGGGCGCCGGGAGGCCUCCCUGCCCCGCUCGCCCUCGCGGGCCAGCUCCCGGCGGGCGUCCUCCACGGCCACCGCCUCCGACGCCCAGGACGGGGAGGCCCCCAAAGAUUACCUCAUCCUUGCCAUCGCCUCCUGCUUCUGCCCGGUCUGGCCCCUCAACCUCAUCCCCCUCAUCUUUUCCAUCAUGUCUCGAAGUAGCGUGCAGCAGGGGGACAUAGACGGGGCCCGGAGGCUGGGCCGCCUGGCCCGGCUGCUCAGCAUCACCUUCAUCAUCAUGGGGAUCAUCAUCAUCAUCGUGACCGUGAGCAUUAACUUUGCAGGUGAGUCCCAGCCGCGUGGCAGCCACGGCUGCGGCCUGGCCUCUGGGGCAGGGACAGGGGUCCAGAAGACAUAG
Molecule: messenger RNA, 973 nt
Organism: Pipistrellus kuhlii (Kuhl's pipistrelle)
Lineage: Eukaryota; Metazoa; Chordata; Mammalia; Chiroptera; Vespertilionidae
Gene: TRARG1
Product: trafficking regulator of GLUT4 (SLC2A4) 1
Exons: 3
Coding region: 374-973 (199 amino acids)
Cellular component (GO): membrane
Source: RefSeq, a predicted model, not a curated record